Molecule: messenger RNA, 489 nt
Organism: Prunus armeniaca (apricot)
Lineage: Eukaryota; Viridiplantae; Streptophyta; Magnoliopsida; Rosales; Rosaceae
Source: the annotation of a GenBank genome assembly
AUGGAGGUAGCGCAUUGGUUCGUACUGAACAAUUGUGAUGAGAUCAUGGGAUACUUAUAUGAGCAUGAAGAGAUGAUGAAGCGAGAACAUCCAUCACAUUUGGUUGCCCAGAAACACCGUGAAUUGUUUCCACAAUGGUUUUUGGAUUCUGUGAAUAAGUUGAAAUCAUCGAAUUCCCCAACUUACAGUGAUGAGUUAUAUAACUUGGCGUUCGGCCCGAUUCGCGCUGAAUUGUUCUCGGGUUGUAAUGUCAACGGCGUCAAAUUUUUGGCCGAAGCACGAGAUGACAAGUUGUGUACGCAAAACAGCGGUGUCCAUGUCCCAGGUGGAGGCGAAAGUACGGACAUUGAUUUCUAUGGCAAACUCACAACUGUCGUGCAAUUGCUUUACAAAGAUCGAUACCAAGUGAUCAUGUUUAAGUGUCGAUGGUUUGACACCAACCCAAAUAGGCGGGAAGUGUUAAAAUCGAUCAUGGCUUACUAUCUGUGA